This is a messenger RNA of Striga hermonthica, 948 nucleotides long. The record is from the annotation of a GenBank genome assembly. Lineage: Eukaryota; Viridiplantae; Streptophyta; Magnoliopsida; Lamiales; Orobanchaceae.
AUGGCAGAUCUUUCAUUCUCUGAUCAAGAUGGUGUGUCGAGAUCGGUUUCAGAUACACCACCUAAUCACUACGGCCUCAAAAUCCAGUCGUUUUCGCUGCUCGCCAAGAACAACAUUGACAAAUACACGUCAAGCGAAUUCGAAGCCGGAGGCUACAAAUGGAAGUUGGUGAUUCACCCAAAUGGAAACAAAAAUAAAGACGUUAAAGAUCACAUAUCCAUCUACUUGUUGAUUAGUGAAGAAGCAAAUUCACUCGGGCCGGGCUGGGAAAUCCGAGCAGUUUUUCGACUUUUCCUGCUCGAUCAGAACAGAGAUGCUUACUUGACACUUCAAGACACGGCUAGAAACGGGAGAAGAUUUCACAAGAUGAAGCCCGAAUGCGGUUUUGAUAAGUUCUUACCACUCGCAACCUUUAAGGACCCGGCCAAUGGAUAUUUGAUCGAUGACAGUUGCGUAUUUGGGGCAGAGGUUUAUGUGUGCCUCGAAAAACUCACUGGAAAAGGAGAGUCUUUGUCGAUGCUAAAAGAUCCAAUCAGCUACAAAAACACUUGGAGAAUCCCGAGUUUUUCCAGUUUAACCGAGGAAUGCAUCGACUCCAAACCGUUCGUUGCUGCCGAUAGGAAAUGGAAAAUACAGGUUUAUCCUAGGGGAAAAGGUAGCGGUGUUGAUAACUACAUAUCUCUGUAUCUAACUUUAGCCGAGCCUCAAAACUUGCGUCCGGCAUGCAAAAUAUACGCGGAAUUCACGUUGCGCAUAUUAGAUCAAGUUAAUCGCAACCAUUACUUUGGAACCGCUAAUUACUGGUUCAGUUCGUCUAACUCGACUUGCGGCUGGCCAAGAUUUGUGUCGAGGAGCUAUUUUAAUAUGUCGUCUUCGGGUUUGGUUUCGAAAGAUGUAUGCAUUGUGGAAGCAGAGAUCAAAGUCCAUGGGGUGGCUGCUUCUUUAUAA